CACCAGCCGCUCCAUUUCCCUAGCAAGCAACGAGCUCGAGCCGGCGAUCCUACCGAGAGACGGAGCUUUGUAGUCGUAGAGACCAAAGAGGAAACAGAUCCACGGAGACGAUGGAGACGGUGGCGGCGAACGGCGGGCGGGAGGCGGCGAGGACGUCGUACGGGAAGAGGGACGGCCAGCAGGCCGGCGUGGGCGUGGGGUGCGGGCAGUGCUUCCAGAUGCCGCUGCACUACCCGAGGUACAGCCGGGAGGACUACGAGGCCAUGCCCGAGUGGCAGCUCGACCGCCUCCUCUCCGAGUACGGCCUGCCCGCCACCGGCACCAUCCAGCAGAAGCGCACCUACGCCAUGGGCGCUUUCCUCUGGGGCGGCGGCAACCACUGAUGAGCUAGCUCGAUCUACCUGGCCAGCAGCUUGCUCCUCCUACCUAUAGCUUCCUGAUCUCGAUCGAUCAGCGGCGUCACGUACUCCUAUCUAGAGAGCGAGAGCGAGAGAGAGAGAGAGAGAGAGAGAGAUCUAUAUAGAGUUAUAGUCAGACGUCGUACACUUCCGUGUGCUGUGCCUGGUAGAAUAUUAGUGUGCCGGUUUAUAUAUAUGUACUUUAUGUCUCCGUAUAUCUAUAGAUAUUAUUUGGCUAGCUAUAUGAUAUAUAUUUGUCUGGAAACGUGUGCUCUUC
Molecule: messenger RNA, 675 nt
Organism: Panicum hallii
Lineage: Eukaryota; Viridiplantae; Streptophyta; Magnoliopsida; Poales; Poaceae
Exons: 1
Coding region: 111-383 (90 amino acids)
Source: RefSeq, a predicted model, not a curated record